AUGGAGGAGGACAGCUGGAAUCAAAAGUGGGACUUCCUAUUGCCAUGGUGUCAACGCAUUUCCUGGCGUCUACAGUAUGUAAAAGGGAUGAUUCAGGAUGCUCCUGGACAACACUUUGAAGGGAUAAAAGUACACUUACCAAGCUUUGGGUCAUGGAAUGAGGAACACAACAAACUUAAAACUUCGAUUCAAUACGUUCGUGAGACCUUAAGUCUGUUAGCUGCAGUGGCUCACGUUGACAAUACAAUGUGGAAGAAACUGCUACUUCAGUGCACUGAUUUCGAUGUUGACAACGAGGAAGCAGGAUACGAAGGGAUAGUUAUGCCCCGAUUUCAACUUGCAGUAGAUGACAACGGACCAGAUAAUGACUACCACCUUUUGACAGGUAUCAUGGAAUUUUGUGGAACGGUUCAAUACACCAGUCAAAGUGCAGAAUACAAGGAAGCUCUUGCUAGAAUCUUUGCUAUGAAUGAUACAAAGUCGAGUUCUAUGUCAAUGGAGAUUGAAAUUCCAAUUACGGUGCAAUUGGGACCGUGGAUGGCCUACAGUAGUAACGAUAUGCUGACAUAUCUUCGAAAGUUACAGAACACGGUUAGAAUGAUUCGGACGCAAUGGCAGCAGUAUCGUAAUUGGGAACAGUUUUCUUUAAGCACUGUGUUUGCACUGGAGUCCAUUAUCGUAGACUUACGCGAUUUCAGCAUCUGCACGGGAUUGGCCGAGCUUGUUGAAAGUUUGGCUUGUGAUGGAAUUCGAGUGUCGGGUCUGGCGUUGAGGCAAGAUGAAUUUGAAAGCGAACUGACGUCGAACGGCAAUAUAGAAAAAGCUCAUAUUACUGUUGGAAAAUUGAUGUUUGGACUCUUUGGCGGUGCAAAGCCGAUGGAAUGGGAGGAUUGUGGCGUCGAAGCUACAAGUAUCACUGGGCCUCUAGCAGCCGAGUAUGGAUACGCUAACCAACUCGCAUCCAAAUCCGUGCACUUUGACUGUGAGGCAAUGGAAAAUUGGGUAUUUGAGCGAAUGUGCUCGGCUGUGGCGGUGAAUCAGACAACAGAGCAUCUUUCUCUAGGACUAGAGCUUGAUGGUGGAGAGAAUAACGAUCAGGACGGAUAUCGAGCGCAUAGUUGCUGGAGGUGGCAGUGGAUCAUUUUUGCUUGCUUUUCGGAGAAAGCUCGCCUUCAUUCGCGGUUGAAAAGUCUUGCUCUUCACAAUGCUGUCAUUACAUUGGAAGCGGUUAAGUCUAUGGCUGUGGUGUUAGCAGGAGAGGGACCAGAAGAAUAUUUGCUUGGAUACUCGUGUUGUACGUCUGAGGAAUUAGUCGACACUUGCAUUCAAGCAGGAUCACCAAUUGAAUUGUUAUCGGUUCGUAUGGAUGAUGAGGAUGCUUUUAGCACUGGUCGUUCAUUUACAUUAGAUAGAGAGAUUACUGGAGUAAGGCGGAUGACUAAGCUAGAUCAAAACGAUUGUGCGACUGUCCUUGUUCCUGGAUUCGGGAGAUGUCAAGUACAACGCAAGAACUUGGUCUACAGAAAGCUUACUUUACCUUCUAACAGUCUAGCAGGCACCACAUCCUUAGCAAUCAAGUUUAGUGAAGAUCCGGAUCCAGAUAUUCUACAAGGCUUGUUGCUACUUGUUGGUGUUUCACUCACACAUCUUGCUCUCAAGUUUGAAAGCUUUAACACUAGUGAAUUGGAAGGCAUCGUGGCAAGCUGUCCAAAUUUGGUUGAGCUAGCGGUGAGCACUGAUACAAUCGAGAUACGCUUUUGCCUUCGCGGCAACAAGUACCGUGACAUGGCCUUACACGAUAAGUCAUGUCUUUGUUUCUCAAACGUAGAAGGAAUAGCAGAAGCGCUUUGUGACUACGAAUACCCACUCACUAAAUGUGUACGACGUCUGCGAGUUCGUAUCCCGGACGACCCGUUUGACAAAUGCUGUGGAGUCUUAUUAAGGAUGCUGGAAAUGAAUUACACACUGGAGUGUGUGGACGUCAUUGCUCCAUGCUCCCAUAUGAAGCACUAUGACACAUUCAAAGCGCACCACCUCGAGCCGCUAUCGUUGAAAAAGUCUGCUCUUUCCAUGGAUUGCAAAGUCGCUUUUUUGAGCGUCAUCGGAGCUAAGAAUGGUGAACUAGUAAACAAGAAACGAAGGAAAGACCCGUCACUGUUACCUAUGCUUGAUCAAAACGUGCUUCGUAGCAUAUUUGAAUACGCAACACCACACAUGUCCCGCCAGGUUUACUUCCGUCAGUAUAACCUCUUUAAGACGGGACACGCGUACACACCAAUUUGA
This is a messenger RNA of Peronospora belbahrii, 2283 nucleotides long. Lineage: Eukaryota; Oomycota; Peronosporomycetes; Peronosporales; Peronosporaceae. The record is from the annotation of a GenBank genome assembly.